CCCCCAUUUAACAGUGACUCACUGAGUUUAUAUAGCAAAAUCAAUGUCCAUUUCACCCAAAUUCACGAAAAUUCACCAUCGCCAAAUUCUCCAUUCGUUGGGAUCUUCUUCACUCAAUCAGCUUCAAAGGGCUCUUCCCGAAAUUACCCCUCGCGCGAUUCGUGUUCCAAGCAGAGGAUCAUCGAUAAGGCCCAUCUCUUCAUCCGCUGUAGCUGCAUCAAACAUGGUUAAAGCUAUACGCGUCCACGAACUCGGCGGCCCCGAGGUCCUGAAAUGGGAGGAUGUCGAAAUCGGAGAGCCGAAGGAUGGAGAGAUCAGAGUGAAAAAUAAGGCGAUUGGCUUGAACUUCAUUGAUGUUUAUUUUCGGAAAGGGGUUUACAAGGCUUCGACUAUGCCCUUCACACCAGGUAUGGAGGCUGUAGGUGUGGUAACUGCUGUAGGUCCUGGACUUACUGGACGAAAAGUUGGAGAUCUCGUUGCUUAUGCUGGUACACCGAUGGGUGCAUAUGCAGAGGAGCAAAUCCUUCCCGCCGAAAAAGUUAUUCCUGUACCUCCUUCUAUCGAUCCCGUUAUAGCAGCAUCCAUCAUACUCAAGGGAAUGACUGCUCAGUUUCUAGUUCGACAAUGCUUCAAAGUUGAACCAGGACACACUGUUCUUAUCCAUGCAGCAGCUGGUGGAGUAGGGUCUUUACUUUGCCAAUGGGCAAAUGCACUUGGUGCCACCGUUAUCGGAACUGUCUCAACAAACGAGAAGGCAGCUCAAGCCAAAGAAGACGGGUGUCACCAUGUUAUACUGUACAAGGAGGAAGAUUUCGUUACACGCGUAAAUGAAAUAACAUCUGGUAACGGAGUCGAAGUUGUCUAUGAUUCUGUCGGAAAGGACACUUUUGAGGUAAUGGUAUACACGAUGGGUUUCAUGUGGUGAUUUCUUGAUUGUAGACU
Erythranthe guttata (spotted monkey flower) is the source of this 942-nucleotide messenger RNA. NCBI's taxonomy places the organism in Eukaryota, Viridiplantae, Streptophyta, Magnoliopsida, Lamiales, Phrymaceae. The record is from RefSeq and is a predicted model, not a curated record.